Messenger RNA from Macrosteles quadrilineatus (aster leafhopper), 1436 nucleotides. RefSeq lists its product as uncharacterized. NCBI's taxonomy places the organism in Eukaryota, Metazoa, Arthropoda, Insecta, Hemiptera, Cicadellidae. Bases 547 to 1332 code for a protein of 261 amino acids. The record is from RefSeq and is a predicted model, not a curated record. The transcript is spliced from 4 exons.
ACGCAGCCACCUCCGCCGUGUACACUCGUCUAGCGGGCGUCUACCGCUGCGCUGCGCUGCUGUUGCCAGCCGACUACGAGAUUGGCCUGAUUCCUUAUUGAGUUCUCAAGUGGUAGAUUGGUUCGCUUCUGGUCAGUACGAGUCAAUUGGCAGCGGCUUCUCAAUUAAACUGACAUUCAACUGUUGUUUGUCGGUUGUAAAUUAAUUAGGGAACACCACUCAAGUGCGCCUUUGCCAGUCGAUUUUUGACCACAGUGAUAAAAGUUAGUAUAGGGGUUUCAACUGAAAUAUAAUUUAUUCAUUGGUUAAUAAGGGCACAUAAUUUUUUCUCUACCAGGAAAAACACUAGACUUAUUCUUACCAAUAAUUAUCGGGAGUUGAUGGUGAUUUGUCUAUCUCAAACUAAUAUCUCAAAAGUUUACCGAAAGUUUUAAAAUUUAAAUAUCCUGCGGACGUCUUCGGCGGAAACGUCUAUUUGGCGAAAUUGAAGAAAAUUGCGUCGAAAUUGUGCCACCCACUAACUUACUUGAAGUGACUGCAAGUGACAUGAGUGGAGUGACGAGUGACUACCCUGAACACCUCAACCCCUUCGACGAGAGCUACGACCCUGCGUGUGCCUCCCCCGUGGCACCCCCCAGGACCAGCGGCAGACACAAGUAUAACACAUGGAACGCCAGGGAACAGCAGGCGGUCAAGCCUAAAGCUACAUUCCUGGAGAAGCCGUGGUCAGCUCUGAACAUUUCACCUAAGGGGAAGCUUGUAAGGCGGCUGUCAGUUUUAAAAACGGCAGUGGAGAAAUUUGCCACCAAAAAGAAGAAAAGACUGGAACAUUCAUCAUCGUACAGAGAAGCAAGUCUACAACCGAGAAGCAACAGUCUUCAUGAGGACUUUAACUAUCGCAUCAUCUCACCAAAACUCAAGGAGAAGAUUAGACAACAAGUCUUCUCGAGGUCUAUCAGCACUCAAGAGCAAGAGACAAAAAGUGCAGACGAAGACAGUCAGUCUCCACAACUCAAUGGACGUCUAACUCUUCCGCUGAACUUGGACGUUGAGAACCAAACGAAAGCUGAUGAUCAUUCCCCGACAAGUCCGGAGUCAGAGACUGACGUGAGCGUGCUCGGAGCUCGACCUAAGGCUCGGAAAAAGAGACCUCCACCACCACCUCCGGUAGAAACCUCCAGGCCAGAUGCAACCAAUGGCCUGGAGAGAUCAGAUGACGGUCAUUCAGCCAAUAGCAGCAUUACUCACGACUUAGAAAAAGACGCCUUAACAGACGACGACAUCUCCUUUGUGGAACUGGACAAGCUUAAUAAGAGUGACAAACACUUCUAGAGCUGAAAGUAAUAAAAAGUAGUUGCCAGAAACUACCCUUACUUUGAGAGAAUAUGCUGUAUGCAGUCACAAAUGUAUUAAGAGUAAAAUGUUAUUUAAGUUAA